Mucor mucedo is the source of this 680-nucleotide messenger RNA. Its product is annotated as thioredoxin-like protein. The record is from RefSeq and is a predicted model, not a curated record. Gene Ontology annotation, molecular function: thioredoxin peroxidase activity. Lineage: Eukaryota; Fungi; Mucoromycota; Mucoromycetes; Mucorales; Mucoraceae. Gene Ontology annotation, cellular component: cytosol. The transcript has 3 exons. Gene Ontology annotation, biological process: hydrogen peroxide catabolic process; cell redox homeostasis; cellular response to stress. Bases 53 to 646 code for a protein of 197 amino acids.
CUUUUCUUACUUGUUUCUUUUUUAUUUAUUUAUCCUCUCUUACGUGAAUAACAUGGUCAUAGCUCAAGUUCAGAAACCAGCUCCCAGUUUUACGUCUGUGGCUGUUGUGGAUGGAGAAUUUAAAGAUAUUUCGAUUGCAGAUUAUUUAGGAAAAUACGUUGUCUUGUUUUGGUAUCCACUGGAUUUUACAUUCGUGUGUCCCACCGAAGUCAUUGCGUUUAGUGACGCCUAUAAUAGGUUUAAGGCUAUAGACUGUGAAUUAAUUGCAGCCUCCUGUGAUAGUGAAUAUACUCAUCAUGCAUGGCUUGAAACACCGCGCCGCCGAGGAGGAUUGGGACGGGAGACACGUAUCCCUAUCAUAGCGGAUAAGACAAGGCGUAUCGCCAAAUCUUAUGGUAUUUACAUUGAAGAAGAAGGUAUUACGCUCCGGGGUCUGUUUAUUAUUGACCCAAAGGGAAUUGUGCGUCAAAUCACGAUCAAUGAUUUACCAGUGGGACGCAAUGUGGAAGAGGUUUUACGGCUAGUGGAGGCCUUCCAAUUUACUGAUAAACAUGGUGAAGUAUGUCCUGCUAAUUGGGUCGCCGGAUCAAGAGCUAUUACACCUGAUACGAAAGAAGCACGAAAGUAUUUCAAUGAUACUAACUAAAAGGUUAUUUUAAAUCACCGGCACCCUUCCUCAC